Molecule: messenger RNA, 958 nt
Organism: Argentina anserina (silverweed cinquefoil)
Lineage: Eukaryota; Viridiplantae; Streptophyta; Magnoliopsida; Rosales; Rosaceae
Exons: 4
Coding region: 147-587 (146 amino acids)
Biological process (GO): translation
Cellular component (GO): ribosome
Molecular function (GO): structural constituent of ribosome
Source: RefSeq, a predicted model, not a curated record
AGGGUCACGUGCCGUGCACGUGCGGACUCCAGUUUAAAGGCCCUCCUGUCUUUGGUUUGGUUUGAGACUCCUCGUUGCGUAUUUCUCUAGACCGCAGCAUCGGAAGGGGCUUGGAGACUACGGGUUUCAUCAUCCAGAAAGACAUAAUGAAUUUUGGAACAUCACUAUGCCAAAGAUUGAAUAUAAAGCAUAUGGUUACCAAUACUUCUGUUUACAGCAGUGCUUCUGAUGUCACAGGAGAAGGGUUGACUUUGAUGUUCAGGCGCUGGGCUACUAAAAAAGCAGCUGGAUCCACAAAGAAUGGGCGAGACUCUCAACCUAAGAAUCUUGGAGUGAAGAAAUUUGGUGGAGAGAGAGUGAUACCUGGAAACAUCAUUGUUCGCCAGAGGGGUACUCGAUUCCAUCCUGGAAAUUAUGUUGGGUUAGGAAAAGAUCACACUCUUUUUGCUCUGAAAGAAGGCACCGUAAAGUUUGAAAAGCACAAGCUUAGUGGACGCAAGUGGGUGCAUAUCGAGCCUAAAGAUGGUCAUGUGCUUCACCCUAUAUAUGCAAAUACUACAGCAGCUGAGAUGGUGAAAUCAGUCUGAGUCCUAGUUGUGUUUAGAUCUUUUCCUUAGGUUCAAACUUCUUCCCAGUUAAAUCACCGUUCAGAAGUUGAAGUUACUGGCAUGCCAUUGGUUUUCUACAAUAACUCCUGAAUGUAUGUUAUAUGAAUUUAGAACUAUAAUUUGUAUCACCUGGUUAGUGGCUUUGCAGCCUUGCGGAGUUGCGGUAGACUUGAAUGUUGUCCACAGUGGUGAGUCAAUUUUUUGUAUUUCGAUGGUAUAACCAACAUGUAGUCGGAACAAACAAAAAAUGUAGUGGUGUUGGUCUAAGUCUAUGAGUGGAUUCAAUAGGCCAAAAUAAUAGUUUCAUUGUACGUUGCCUUUCCACACUUGAUGAAUUGCAUUUUCUGUUC